Racocetra fulgida is the source of this 455-nucleotide messenger RNA. The record is from the annotation of a GenBank genome assembly. NCBI's taxonomy places the organism in Eukaryota, Fungi, Glomeromycota, Glomeromycetes, Diversisporales, Gigasporaceae.
CUACUGAAGAUAGUAAAUAUUUUUUUGAAACUCAAAUCAAAAAGGCAAUAUAUCAUGACGCGAAUAAAGAAUAUAAGAAAGCAUGGGAUAUUUUUGAAAACCUUCAUAAAAAAGGAUACACAGGUGGACCACAAAUCUAUAUGGCAAAAUACCUUCUAAAUGGGUUUCACGUCGAAUUAGACGUAAAAAGUGCUUAUGAAAUAUGUGAUGAGGAAAAAGCUGAUAACUUACGACUUCAAAUUGCAAAAAGACACCAUAAUAAAAAAGAAUACGAGAAGGCUUGGACUAUUUUUUCUGAUAUUUAUACUUGUAAAUUCAGGACAAACCAUUAUUCAAGCAAAAAAUCGCAUGAUACACAUAAACAUACUGCUAAAUUUUGGAUGACAAUUUAUGUUUUAGAAGGAUAUUAUCAUGAAAUACAAACCGAAAUAGAUAUAAAUCUUAAAUUUACAUGA